Messenger RNA from Bufo bufo (common toad), 555 nucleotides. RefSeq names its product exodeoxyribonuclease-like. Gene Ontology annotation, biological process: base-excision repair. The coding region runs from base 1 to 555 and encodes 184 amino acids. The transcript has a single exon. Gene Ontology annotation, molecular function: double-stranded DNA 3'-5' DNA exonuclease activity; DNA-(apurinic or apyrimidinic site) endonuclease activity; phosphoric diester hydrolase activity. The record is from RefSeq and is a predicted model, not a curated record. Gene Ontology annotation, cellular component: nucleus. NCBI's taxonomy places the organism in Eukaryota, Metazoa, Chordata, Amphibia, Anura, Bufonidae.
AUGGUCAAAAUCGUAACCUGGAAUGUUAAAGGUCUACGCUCUCCGCAUAAGAGGUUGAUGGUUUUACGUCAUUUGAAAAAAUUGCAUGCAGAUAUUGCUUUGUUACAAGAAAUGCAUCUAGGGGCAAUAGAUUUUAGGAGAAUGAAGAAAUUAUGGGUGGGAGAAGUGAUAGGGUCCCCAUCUGAUGGGAAAAAGGCGAGUGUGCUCAUACUGUUACAUAAAAGACUGCAUUAUAAGAUAUUGACAACAGAUACAGAUGACAGUGGGAGACUGGCUACCCUAACCAUAGAGACCCCUGCAGGGAAAUUGUCAAUUUAUAAUGUAUAUGCCCCAAAUGUGCAAGCAGGUCCCUUCAUUGGGAAACUAGAAAGGCUAAUCCUGCAGGACUCCAACAACUUAGUGUUAAUUGGAGGAGACCUUAAUAUGGUGCAUUCGGUCUCUGAAGAUAGGAAACGAACCAGGAUUGGUAGAGCAGAUAGGCAGGAGGAAUCGUCCAUACUUCCUACUAUGCUGGAAGCCACUAAAUUGACAGAUAUCUGGCGACAUUACAGUUAG